Molecule: messenger RNA, 483 nt
Organism: Arabis nemorensis
Lineage: Eukaryota; Viridiplantae; Streptophyta; Magnoliopsida; Brassicales; Brassicaceae
Source: the annotation of a GenBank genome assembly
AUGUCAGUAACUUUGCACACGAAUCUGGGCGAUAUCAAGUGUGAGAUCUUCUGUGACGAGGUUCCCAAGAGUGCUGAGAACUUUUUGGCUCUAUGUGCUAGUGGCUACUACGAUGGUACUAUAUUUCAUAGGAAUAUCAAAGGGUUCAUGAUUCAAGGAGGAGACCCAAAUGGGACUGGUAAAGGUGGAACUAGCAUUUGGGGCAAGAAAUUCAACGAUGAGAUACGAGAGUCCCUUAAGCACAAUGCAAGAGGGAUGCUGUCAAUGGCAAACAGUGGCCCAAACACCAAUGGAAGCCAGUUCUUCAUAACCUAUGCAAAACAACCACAUCUCAAUGGAUUAUACACCAUCUUUGGCAAAGUCAUUCAUGGCUUCGAAGUGCUUGACAUUAUGGAGAAGACUCAAACAGGACCCAGAGAUAGGCCGCUUGCCGAGAUAAGGCUAAACCGUGUGACGAUCCACGCCAAUCCCCUUGCUGGUUAA